Molecule: messenger RNA, 1512 nt
Organism: Lachnellula hyalina
Lineage: Eukaryota; Fungi; Ascomycota; Leotiomycetes; Helotiales; Lachnaceae
Product: Sterol 3-beta-glucosyltransferase
Exons: 4
Coding region: 1-1512 (503 amino acids)
Biological process (GO): carbohydrate metabolic process
Molecular function (GO): hexosyltransferase activity; UDP-glycosyltransferase activity
Source: RefSeq, a predicted model, not a curated record
AUGGCUAUUGAGCAAGAAGGCUUAGGAGUGCAAGCACAUUUCACUGGAGACGGACGCAUAGCCAUCGAUCUCGACCGGCAAUCAACGAUAUUCUCUCCGUCACUCAAAAAACAACUCCACGAACAAACCAAAGAUGUUGUGACAGAGGACUCGAAACCUACGUAUGAAGGACACUCAGAAGAUCGCUCUAUCCUCACAACUCAAGCCUCAGCAUCGCAACAACCACCCUCUCGUCUCAACAUCGUCAUGCACGCAGUUGGCUCUCGUGGCGAUGUCCAACCUUUCGUAGCACUCGGGCUAGUCCUGAAAUCCACCUACAACCACCGCGUCCGUAUCGCCACCCACCCCAUUUUCAAAUCAUUUGUCGAGGAAACCGGCCUAGAAUUUUUCAGCAUAGGUGGCGAUCCACAUGAACUAAUGGCGUUCAUGGUUCGUAGUCCUGGGUUGUUGCCGAGUUUGGAUGCUCUGAGAGGAGGGGAUGUGGCGAGACAGCGGAAGAUGGUGGCGAGCAUGAUGGAGGGAUGUUGGAGGGCUUGUAUUGAGGAUGGGGAUGGAAUGUGUGAUUUAAUGGGGGAGAAGAGGAUUGUUAAGGGGACACCAUUUGUGGCGGAUGUGAUCGUUGCGAAUCCGCCAAGCUUUGCACAUGUGCAUUGCGGGCAAAAGCUCGGUGUACCCGUGCAUUUGAUGUUCACGAUGCCAUGGUCAGCAACUCAAGCUUUCCCUCACCCGCUAGCAAAUAUCAGACCUUCGACUGAAGAUUUCGGCCUGCCGCGAGACUGGGCAUCACAUAUCUCUGUUGCAGGGUUCUACUUCCUCAAUCGAACGACAGAAUACGCCCCUGACCGAGCUCUUGCCGAGUUCCUUCAAGCUGGGACAGUUCCCAUAUAUGUAGGCUUUGGCUCAAUUGUCAUUGACAAUCCAGAAGCUUUGACCAAGACGAUAUUCGACGCAAUAGAGCUAGCUGGCGUGAGAGCAGUGGUAUCCAAAGGUUGGGGCGGCCUCGGUUCACGACAGCUUCCAAGCAACGUCUUUCUUAUUGGAGAUAUACCCCACGACUGGCUCUUCCGCCGUAUCUCAGCCGUCGUCCACCAUGGUGGAGCAGGUACUACAGCAGCGGCGAUUUCGGCUGGGAAGCCGAGUGUUAUUGUGCCUUUCUUUGGAGAUCAAUUCUUUUGGGGAGCGACGGUUCAUAGAGCUGGUGUAGGCGCAAAGUCAAUCCCGGGAAAAGAUCUCACUGUCAGCUCUCUUGCUAUGGCUAUCAUUGAGGUAGUGCAACCAGCUGUGCUAGAUCGAGCGGACAUAUUAGGCAGGUGUAUGGAAGCCGAGAAUGGAACAGACGCUGGCUGUUUGAGACUGCAUCAGCAGACGGAGACGCAGUGCCUGAAAUGCUGGAUUGCUCCGCGGCGAGUAGCUGUAUGGAAAGUCAGGAAAAAUGGGAUAUGUUUGAGUGCAUUCGCAGCUACUGUUCUUCUCAACGCCCGCAUUUUGCGCGUGCAAGACUUGAAGUUGUGA